AUGGCGAAAACAAAAAAUUCUCAACCGUCCAAGAGGCCCUCUCGUGGCUCUGCUUCUGCAUCUCCGAUCUCCCCACCUGCGCUGCCUACUCCAGUGAUUGGAGUUCCUGGUUCGUCAUCUGCUCUGAUGAAAACUGCCAGAAAUUCGAAGACCCAAGCUCAAAAAUCGACUUACAACCUCGCUUCUCCUCCAGUCAUUGCAUCUCCGAUUGCUUCUCCAACUACUGGGUUUGGUGAUCAUGAUGAAUCCCAUUCAUCCGAUCACUCUCUUUCGAAGUCUUCUUCUUCGAAUGGUGCUCCAAAUGUCGAGAAAGCAAUGGCUACUUUUCCCACGGUGAGUUCUCAAACAAGGUCCAAGGAUCCCGAAUCAGAGGGCUUAUCCGAUUCAAGUGAAGAGUUUGUGCCCAAACAACUACCCUCUGCUGAUGAUUCUGGGUCUGAAAGUGAAGAACCUGAAGCUGAACCUGUCAGUGCAGAACCUGUUGUUGUCCCUGCUACAAUUCCAAAGAAGGACAAAGGAAAAAGACCCAUUGUCUCUCCAAGUCAUAUUCUUCCUCAGAAAAGAAAGAGGCCCUCUGAGGAAUUGAUUCUUGAGAAUGAAUCAAUCGAGAUGCCUUCUGUUAGAACCACUUUCAAAGUUCCAGAGAAACAUCCUCAAGGAAAAUCUGCUAAGAAAAAGGCUCGGUCUGCUUCCCCUGUUAUUACUGAUGAACCUACUGCUGCAUUUGCUUCCACUUCUGCUCCUACAGAAAUGGCUGAAUUCAACUUGCCAUUUUCUCAGUUGUAUAGUACGACCACAGAACUUCAUGAAGCUCCUCUGAUGAGUUUCCUUUAG
Molecule: messenger RNA, 834 nt
Organism: Cannabis sativa
Lineage: Eukaryota; Viridiplantae; Streptophyta; Magnoliopsida; Rosales; Cannabaceae
Exons: 3
Coding region: 1-834 (277 amino acids)
Source: RefSeq, a predicted model, not a curated record